GAGCCCUCUACAGGGAUGUCAUGCAGGAGAACUAUGAGACUGUGACCUCGCUGGGGUUUCCUGUGUUCAAAUCCGAUGUGAUCUCCCAGGUGAAACAAAUGGAAGAGCCAGGGGCCCCAGUUCUCCAGGGCUUAGAGGAAAGAGAGAUUCUGAUGGCCACCUGUUCAGCAGGUGAUGGGAUGCUGAGUGAGAAUAUGCAGCAGAAUCCUCAGAAGGAAGAUGCUCAGCAAGUGGAAUCACAUGGGGGAUUAUCACAAGGAUCCCAAGGGAAUGUGUCCAGGCAUCAUGUGCAGGGAAAAGCCUGUGAGAGUCGGCAUAGGCCAGAGAGACAGCAGGAAAGCCUACCAGGGGAGAAAGUGGGUAAAUCCCCUAAUUGUCGGGAAACUCACAACAAUUUCAAGGAAACCACAACCCAGCAGAGAAUCCCAAUGGGAGAGAGACCCUAUAAAUGCACUGAGUGCGGGAAGACCUUCAGUUUGAGUUCAAACCUUAUUAAACAUCAGAGGAUCCAUACAGGAGAGCGCCCCUAUGAAUGCGGAGAGUGUGGGAAAACCUUCACUCACAGCUCACACCUAACUAGACAUCAGAGAAUGCACACCGGAGAAAGACCCUAUGAAUGCUGUGAGUGCGGGAAAACCUUCCGGUACCGCUCAGACCUUAUCACGCAUCAGAGAAUCCACACGGGGGAGAGGCCAUAUGAGUGCUGUGAGUGUGGGAAAAACUUCAGUCAGAGCUCGAACCUUAUUAAACAUCAGAGGAUCCACACUGGAGAGAGACCUUAUGAGUGCUGUGAGUGCAGGAAGACCUUCACACGGAGAUCAAACCUUAAUGCACAUCAGAGAAUCCACAAAGAUGCAAGACCCUAUGAAUGUUUUAUAUGGGAAAACCUCCACACUGAGCUCACACCUUAUUACACAUGAGAGAAACACCUUAAAAACCUUUUCAAAGCCUGACAAAAGUUGUUGGGUUUUUUGGUUGGUUUUUGCAUUAAUGCUUUUGUUAAUUCCCACCUAAUGAUCUUUAAGGAUAUUGGCAGAAUUAUCUUGACUGUGGUCUCUCACCUCCCCAGGUGAGUUGUCCACUUUUGUGUUUUGCUGCUCGCCCUUCCUUGGGGUGAACACUGUGGUCCUCUCUUAUCAGCUCCUAUGAGUCAUGGGAGAGCGUGUCUGUCCUGCCAGGAAUGUCCAUCAGCCAAGGUGAGGGAGAUAAGGAUGACCUUGAUUAGCUACAUUGAAGCACAAUCUAUGUGGGCCUCAUCUCCACUAGGUUUUCCCCUUCCAGUUAGCUAGCUCCUGUUAGCUAUCCCAAUGGAAAAAGACAGCUACUCUUCCAGGAGUGGGUGUGGUUAGCUAGCCUAUUUCCUCAUGAGCUGACCUCAUCUUUUACGGCUUUUCAUAGUCUAAAAAAGCCGAGAGCAUCACAUUUACAUUGUUCCUCCCAUUGCAAAGCAGUUGUGAAAGUCAUCAAGUUCCACUUUGAGGAUAAAUAGUCUCAUUCCCUUUUGUUCUCACAUUGCCCUAGGAUGUGCUGAAGAGUGGUUAUAUAUAUUUUACCAUUUUUCUCAUUUAAAAUGUAUUUCAAUAUAAUAAAAAGCAGGAGCACAGGUGGGGAAAAAAGUGUCUCUUCUGCCAUUGUGACUCCCGAAGAAGAUGGGGAGAGUCAGAGGGAUCCCCUCCUUCCCCAUCACCGCAGCAGCAUUACUCUCUGCACGGCUAAGAUAGAAGGUCUCGUCUUCACAUUCUACCCCUCCACAUCCUAGAGGGUCAUGUGAUGCGGCGGCCUCAGUUUUCUGUGCUUCAGAAUGGUGCUUUGAUUUCUUUGAUCCUAAAUCAGACUCAUUAGGGCUGGAGAUGAAAGUGUCACAGGGCUGGAAGGGGAAUUCAGUGGAUCCCAAACACUGCGAUCAUACUGAGUUUCAGUCCCAGUUUUCAUCUAUUGGCAAAGCCACUUUUGGUCUUUUUCCUACUGAGUUGGGAUUGUUCACAGAUGGGAAAGUUGGCUGGUUUUGCGCCCCUACCCCCUGUUUCUGAUGAUGUUAAAGCUUUUGUAAAUAACACAACUCACUAAUGACACAGUGGUGAAUGAAGGAGGUUUGAAUGACUCCGUGAAUAUGAUGGGAGAAUCAGUGGUCCUGCCUCUGAGUUAUCAGAUGUAACCUGCUGUGGAAUUUCAUGUUACAUGACCCUGAAUGUGUCUCAUGACCUCUCUGUGAGGUGGGUUUUUUCUCUCAUGCCUGGCGUCCUUUUGGUCACACAACUGGAUAUUAGUUUAGUUUGACAGGACAUAGCUCAGAUUUAUUGGGGACUUUGAAAGAAAUGACCAUUUGCUAAAAUAGCCAUUUCUUAGUAUAUUUUUGCUUUCCUCCCACCUCUCCAUUAUGACACAGAGGAAAUUCAAGUGCGGUUCAGUCAACAGGAGAGAAUACUCCGAGCUAUUUGGCAUGCUAACAGAGCAAUAGGAGUGUUUUUAAGUCUCCAGUCUGAAAUGGUGAGCAACAGCAGACCCCAAACUGUGCAACUAACUGAAGUAACUGCCUGCGAUCACUGUGCCAUUCAGUUCUUUAGGUCAAUAUUAUCUCGGAUGAUCCAGGGAGACAAUUUAAUAGUAUGUGACUUUCAACUGGGCAAAAAUGCCCAUGUAUUUUUUUUCCCCUCAAAGCAUGUGUGACCCAGGCCCGACAGGAGGUUACUCCUGAAGAUAUCUCCUGUGAUUUGGGAAGUACUGUCCCUAACUAUGCAGAUGUGGAGAAAUAGACGUGGUGUUUUUGUUGAACUCGCCCCUUGUAUGUGCUAUAAAUGUGUAUAAAAUGAAUUAAGUGUUGAAUGUGAUGUAGGUGCAGGAAAAACAACUGUUUUCAAAUAGAAAUCCCACCUCUACUAUCUUACAGAAAUUACUAUCCCACCUCUACUAUCUUACAGAUCCAGGUUUGUAUCCAGUCCCUAAUUUAGACCUGUGCCACCAGAUUAAAGAAAGAAAUUGAGCAUGCUGGGGAGAAGCCAUUCCUCACUAACACUCUUGAGAUUUGGGGUGUAAAUUAAUCUUGACCAAAACCAAGGAUUUGGCAAGAGCUCAGGUAGAAAUAGCAGGCAGCCAGUUGUUGGCUUGCACCACAAAGUAAGCAAGCCAUGGUGAACAGUGCACAAGUCAAAUUGUUUUGGAACACCAUUUCCUAGUUCAGGGUCAUUGAUUAGUCCCGAAGGAUGCCAGUGUUAGAUCAUGAACAAUUGUCCUUUUCCAUUUGGAUCCAAUGAUUCAUGAGGUAACAAGAGAAACAGCUGAUGUCUUCAGAGGACAUUCUUUCCUCAAGGAACCAAAGGAUUCUUUCCUUUUGUGCAAGUGAUGGCUACAGUGAGGGAAUGAAUGUGUCCGAUUCUGAGUUGAGACUUCAGGAUACACAAAUGUCUCAUAAUUUUGUUCUUGUGUCUCAAGCAUUGGUAUCACUUCUCUUCCACCUUCUGCUACUUUGAAAGAUUAGAAAGUGUGGAAAUAGCAUACAGGUGUUGUUCGUUCGUGAUGCAAAUCUUGCUACAUAGUGCGAGGCUCUUUUCUCCAAAACUUAUGACAGAAGACUCAAAGUUAAAUGAACUUGUAGAUGUGGAAGAACCUAUGUUGGACUAAAUAAUAACUUGACACAAAAGUUCACUUGGUGGAAGUGGGAAUUAAAAGAAAACUGAUGUAUAAGAUUUGUAAGCAGCGAAAAUGAAAUUAAACACAAAGAUGGUGGUUAAAGAGUAAGAGACUAAUUAUGUGAUCAUUGGAAAACUGAGAGUUGUAUAUAUAUUUUUUGUUUUGUUAGUAAUAAAGGAAAUGAUGGAUAAUCCUGAAAAGUUUAUUGUGAUGUAAUUUACCCCCUUCAGACUAAAGAGUUCUGAAGUAAAAACUCACUCCAAGUAUUGGGGUGGUGGAAUAUGUAAGAAAAAUACCACGUAUGAGAAUACAGACCCAGUAGAGAUGUCAAUUUCUGUUUUGAAUGGAAUUUAUUUUGAUACACAUCAAAGCGAAUUUCUGUUAACUUGUCUUUAAGUAGUUUUUUCUCUUAUGGAACCUUUUACCCAGUUAGACUGUAAGAGUCACCGAGUGCCCCUCUUCUCUUAUUUGCAAAGGAUGUGACAUCAGUCAUGAGAUGAACACAUUUAUUUGUAAGAGUAGUGUUGCAGUGAGUAGUUUUUCUGCUAAAACCUUUGCAACUAGUUAUUUUAACAGGUGAUAAGCCCCCUUUUCCUUCUGAGGCCAGCUCUUUGAAUAUUAACCCUGAGACCAGACUAUGGAAACAUCCUCAAAACUUGUUUUUCUUUCACAUUUGAUACCUUUGGGGUUCACACAUUCCCACAAAAUUUGGUUUGUAACAACCAAGCAUUUUCCUUGUAAUAUCUAUUAAGGGAGACUUUUCCUAGUUGACAUUAGCCCAAAGUCUGUCUCAUGCCAACUGGGUCAGGCCAUGUUGGCUGUAGCCAAGGCAUAUUUCAUCCCCGAUUUUCAGCCAGCUCCUUGGAUUCGAGUUUUAGCAUUUAUAAGAGUUGAUUAUCUGCUGUAUUAAUCUGAUGAUUUGGCUCAAUUGAUGACUUGAGUCCAAUGCAGUAGCAUUAGCUCUUUCAUUUUUGUGAUUUGAUCUUAACUAUAUUGUUUAAUACAGUUUAGUAUUUUUAUAGUAAUAUAUAAUAGCCUUAGUGCCAAGUGUUCUCGGUUUUAUUUGUUGUUCAUCCGCCCUAUAUAUUCCUCCUUGAGUGUCGGCUUUGGUUAAUAGUCAUCAAUUCCCUCCUUUGAAUUUGCAUAGGGAUAUGAUCAUGACAGGCCAGGGACCAGCUUAUGGCAGUCCCCCGUGUCUGAACUGGACACUAAGAGAUACUGGAAUCUGUCUUGUGAGAUACUUUUGAUAAAAUAGGUAUUAGAAUGCUAAGAAAGUGUGUAAUGUUUAGACUCUGUUGAAUGCCAAGCGUUAAUCUCAGUUGUUCUAUCUGUGUUCCAUGUUGUAAUGUGUUGAGUGUGUGUCGUGUGAGCCACUGUGGCUGUACAAAUUGCCAUACAGGAGAGGGAUAUUAAUUAGUGUGAAGGGCUGCUCUUCUACAGAAAUUGUUCCCCCUUCCCCAGCCCCCCUGUGGCCAAACGGGCUGUGGUUGGAUCUUACAACUGGAAACUCUACAGCUGGAUCGAGAAGCCAUCAACGAAAGGACGAAAGACUUCUUGUUCCACCCUCAUCCCCAUGAAGAUGAUUUCUGCGCAUGGACUCAUCCCAUCAGCUGAGUUUAAAGCUCAGAACACAUGGCAAGAGGGGGAUAACUACCCCCAAACAAAAGGAACUAUGGAUCUCGAUGGUGCUUGGGAGGCGGGGGACAAGGUGUUUCUAGACAUAAGUAAGAGAUCCCCAGUUGCUUAGUCUGGGUUAGUCCUAAAGGAGAAAUAUGGCAGAAACUGAAGACUGUGUAACUCAUUCGUGCAUCUGUUUGCUUGCUUUAACCUUGUAAGUAACUCUCUGACUUCU
Molecule: messenger RNA, 5479 nt
Organism: Mauremys reevesii (Reeves's turtle)
Lineage: Eukaryota; Metazoa; Chordata; Testudines; Geoemydidae
Product: zinc finger protein 418-like
Exons: 4
Coding region: 21-920 (299 amino acids)
Biological process (GO): regulation of transcription by RNA polymerase II
Molecular function (GO): RNA polymerase II cis-regulatory region sequence-specific DNA binding; DNA-binding transcription factor activity, RNA polymerase II-specific
Source: RefSeq, a predicted model, not a curated record